This is a messenger RNA of Macrosiphum euphorbiae (potato aphid), 588 nucleotides long. Lineage: Eukaryota; Metazoa; Arthropoda; Insecta; Hemiptera; Aphididae. The record is from the annotation of a GenBank genome assembly.
AUGGAAAACCGAAUAGUUUGUGUGCCGGGACAACGGCUUUGUCGACUAGAUUCAACACACACCUUAGGUAAAGGGACAUACAAAAGACAAGAUUACAUUUAUUCUAGUUUGGCUGGAAUCGUGAAUGUAGAUAAUACAAACAGUAAGAUAUCUGUAGUGGAAGUUCUAAGUAAAGAUCAGACUAUUGUUCCGGCACCUGGAGACAUUGUAACAGCAAUGGUUACUACAUUAAACCAAGACAUGUGCAAGUGCCUUAUUACAAGCGUCUGUGGACUGGAGUUGAAUGAAACAUAUAGAAGUAGCCUAAGAAGACAAGACGUACGCAUGAAAGAAAUUGACAAAAUUGAUAUGUUACAGUGUUUUAGACCGGGAGAUAUAAUAUUGGCUAGAAUAUUGCCAAUGACUGAAGCUCAUACCUUCAAACUAACCACUGCUGAAAAUGAACUUGGUGUAGUUAUUGCGUGCAGUGAAUAUGGACAUCCAAUGACCCCGAUUAGUUGGACGGAAAUGAAAUGUACAAAAACAAGUGCAGUAGAAUACCGAAAAGUAGCCAAAAUUGUUCAAGACAAUGCUGAUGAAAACAAUUAA